AACGACAAAGAUAAUACAACUACGUGUAUUAAACGUUCAAAUAAAUCGAGCAAAAUGGUAUCAAGAAUUUGGGGUUCAAAUCCUUUUGACGAGCUAGUUGAAAAAGCUACUUCAGAAUUACUUCCUAAAGGACAAGAAGAUUUAGCAUUAAAUCUUGAUAUUUCCGAUCAAAUACGCAGCAAAUCUGUUCCUGCCAAGGAUGCCAUGAAAGCUUUAAAAAAACGAAUUGAUCAUAGCAAUCCCAACGUCCAACUCUUAGCUUUGAAUUUGACUGAUACCUGUGUUAAAAACGGUGGCCAUCAUUUUCUAAUAGAGAUUGCUUCUCGCGAAUUCGUGGAUAAUCUUGUAGUACUUCUAAUGUCACCUAAUUGUAAUCAUGAGGUUAGGUCAAAACUCUUGCAUUUGAUUCAAACAUGGGGAAUUGCAUUUGAUGGAAAACCUGAAUUGAGCUUUGUUUCUGAUACAUAUCGCUUGUUAAAAGAAGAAUAUACGUUUCCGAAACUCGAAAAAGCCACAUCCUCAGUCAUAAUCGACACUGAAACACCUCCAGAAUGGACGGACAGUGAUGUGUGCACGCGAUGUCGAACACAAUUUACCACUUUUAACAGAAAGCAUCAUUGUCGUAAUUGCGGACAAACUUUCUGUGGUGAUUGCUCUUCAAAGACAAUGGCAUUGCCUCAUAUUGGCAUAAAUGACCCAGUUAGAGUUUGCGAUUCAUGUCAUAUGAAAAGACAAUUAAAAGCAAGAAGCAUUGAACAGAAUGCACAGAAUGCACAAAAAACUGUGCAAAAUUCUUUACAUUCGCACACUAAUUCGUUGCCCAAUGGUAGAAGCAAUACAACAAACUCAUCAAAUGCUCAUCAUGAAGAUGACGAUGACGAAGAUUAUAAGAAAGCUAUAGAACUUUCAUUAAAAGAAGCAGAAUCCAGUCGUGGAUUUCCAUCUUCUAAGCAAAAUACGACUCAAAAAGUUACGGAACCAUCCCAAGAACAGAUAUCGGCUCAGGAACAAGAAGCUGCUGAUCUAGAAGCUGCUAUUGCAGCUUCAUUACAAGAGAUGAAUCUCAAUCGACAAAGUUCAUCUAUACACACAUCAAACUAUUCAUCCGCUCAUACAGGAUAUGACGUCCAAUCAUACAAGCCAUCAACUGCAAUAGUGUCUAGUAACGAACUUUCUGCAAUUGAAUCUGAAAAUAUUCAGAAAUUCUCUGAAAUAGUAGAACGAAUUCAGCAAAGUGGAAGUGAUUUGAUGAGAGAUCGUCAAGUGCAGGAAUUAUAUGAAAGAAUUGGUGAAUUAAAACCAAAAUUAACCAAAACUUUGAGUGAAUCAAUACAAAAGCAUCAGGAUCUUGUAGAUAUGCAUGAAAAAUUAUCGCAAGUUGUCAAAUUAUAUGACAGACUGUUGGAAGAGAGUAUUUCUAGUGCAUAUACGCGUCGAGGUUCAACCAUGUCACAUUUUUCACAGCGAGUAAAUUCUAUUGGAGCACAUGGUGUGGGACCUUUAUAUCCAAACCUUAAUGCAGCUGCACAAACAUCAAGUGUUUAUCAUCAACUUAAUUAUCCAAUUGCCUCAGCGCCUGCAUCAUCACCAACUUAUUACCCUUCCCAAUCAUUAAUCGCUAAUCAACAAUAUUCAAAUCAGAUUGAUCAGCAAGCACUUUAUUCACAGCAAUGUUACAAUCAACACGUAGGAUAUCAAUCACAGCAACAAGAAGUACCGAUAUCUGGUGCACAAGUCCAACCAUCUAAUUACUAUCAAUAUUCACAGCAAUCUUAUGGGCAAAAUUAUCAACCCCAGCAAUUACCUCCCCAUCAAUCGCAACAAAUCGAAGAAGCCCCGCUAUUGAUUGAAUUGUAA
Messenger RNA from Ambispora leptoticha, 1857 nucleotides. The record is from the annotation of a GenBank genome assembly. Lineage: Eukaryota; Fungi; Glomeromycota; Glomeromycetes; Archaeosporales; Ambisporaceae.